Molecule: messenger RNA, 9488 nt
Organism: Varroa destructor (honeybee mite)
Lineage: Eukaryota; Metazoa; Arthropoda; Arachnida; Mesostigmata; Varroidae
Biological process (GO): regulation of transcription by RNA polymerase II
Cellular component (GO): nucleus
Molecular function (GO): DNA-binding transcription factor activity, RNA polymerase II-specific; RNA polymerase II transcription regulatory region sequence-specific DNA binding
Source: RefSeq, a predicted model, not a curated record
GACGACGACGGCGACGACGACGACGACGACGACGACGACGACGACGACGACGACGACGACGAUGACGACGGUAAAUUUGCUCUAGACGGUCGCCGGUGAUCCUGCGCAGUCUGAUUCGUUUCAAUCACCAUUACUAUCCUAGUAUAAUAUUCGAAUAAGUUCACCGCAGAAUAGACGGCAUCGGCGUCAUACGCGACAGGAAAAACGGUGACAGCGCGCUAAAUAGCCGAACCAAUCGAAAAGCUCCUAAGCAGAAGGCUAAAAUCCACUUAAGACGAGUAGACGACCACGACGACGACAAGCGUAGCAAUAGCAUUAAUUAACACAGAAGUACCAGUACUAGAAAAGCAACUAAACUGCCGAAAGCCCCGACGUAGAGAGGGUCAGAUAGUUUGCUUCAGAAGUCGCCUCCGGCGCAGACACGAUUGGCGCUCACUCAUACGAUCGACUGAUGGUUCCUGCUACUUCAAAGUCCUCUGUUAGCAACACAGAGUGCGUGAGUGCAGAUCAGAGCGUUGACAGUUUGGCAGCAUUCUGUAGCAGAUCUAGUGAAUGGAGAGCUUGCCUGAAGCAAGGAUCAAAUUGUUUGCUGGCGUUGUUAUUGAAAUAAGUAGCCGUUCGUGGAGUCCUCGGUCUGCCCCUUGCCAUUUUGCUGCUGUUGCUGGCCGUUUGCCAGUAGUGUGCUUUCGCGCGCGACCAGUCUGAGUGGGUGCCGCUGCUGUGUGUGUACCGACCCGCUCUCCUCGCCUCGCCGCGCCGCGCCGCGCCGUGUUGUGACUCGUCGGCUCCCGCAGGCCGUUUCGCUGGCUAUUGAAAACACAGCAAGUCGUUGUUGUAGCCGACGGCUUCACUAGUACAAGUAGUUUUGGUAGUGGUGCCGGUGCUCGUAAUAACCAUCAUACUGGGAAGACACGAGAGGACGACGUCAUCGUCUUCGUCCUCGUGAGGAGGAAGGGUCCUGCUGUCUUGCGUGCCGACAGCAGCAGCACUCACCAGUUUACACCCAGGCAGACAACAAGCAGCAGCCGGUCCUGGCUUGUUCUGUUGCUACUUGGCUUGUCUAACGUCGGCCAAUCAGUCAGGCGGGCUUUCGACGAGUUGGGGAAGCUAGCUAGAGCUAGAGUCGAGUAGAGUCAGCAGCCCUGCACUUGUUACUGUAUGCUGGAGCUGUCCGUCGUUGCUGGUAGCCAUUGCCUCUUCGACUAGUGCCACUGUUCCUGCCACUGUUGAUUCCAGCAUUGACAGCAGCAGCAGCAGUACAGGAACGCGCGCUUCUGCGCAUUCAGGAGACAUUUCUGCCGCUGUUGGUACCAUCGCCGCCGCAGCUGACGGGAUGUUGGUGCAGUUACGACUCGAAAUCGUCGAGCUGAAAGAGUUCGACUAGUUAGGAUUGCAGCGGACGCGGACACAUGUUGCUAUUGACGUCAGCCGGAUGUGUGAGUGCGGGCGUGUCUUGCUAAUUGUUGUACGGUUGAAAACAUCUAGCUCAACGACGACGACGACCCCCUUGCUGCUGUUGCUCCUGUUACAACUAUAUACUGCUAUAUGCUACAAGCAACUGGAUGAGGGAAACUGCAAGUUAGAUGAGGAGUUAAAGGGUGGGAAGCGUCAAAACAUCAGACCAGACGGUUGCCAGUUGAGCGAACCAUCAUUAACGCGCGGGAGAAGGCCCAUCAUUUGUCGUUGCAUAUUAUAGCAGCAUAGAAGAAAGUUCAUAGUGAGUGACAAUUGGCUAGGCAAUAUCCCCUUCGACGUGUUACGGAUUACAUUGUUUAAUUGUAAAUUGUUAUUGUUGCAGUUGUUACCGAAGCUUCCAUCAUCUCAUCGAUCGUUGCUUGUUAUCCUUGUGUUUCUGCUGCUUAGGCUUCGUCAUAUGUUAUAUAAUAAUGAAAUGACAAUGAACAAAAAGUCGUCAACUCUGCUGACCAGUGCUUUGGCUCGUUUUUUCGUUUAGUUGGAUCGCUUGCCUAUAAUUGUUAUACGGUCGCGACUGCACUUAGGGUGGAUUUCCAGUUAGAUUGAAUGGAUUGUUUGGAGGUGCCGCACAAGUGCGUAACAUGAAAAGUGCAGAAAACGUACAGGGAGCAAAGUAACGCACAGUGGGCCGUCUCGAUUUUGCUUAAGCCGUUCGAGCAUCACCGCCGCUUUGUGUCAGCAAGUGUACAGUGAGGAUUCUAGACGGAGAACAGCGCAUAACGGAAAAAUCUGCGCAAACAAGAGCAACCCCAGUGACACCUCAGUGUACCGCAGGUACAGCAUGGACACCUCUGCUACAUUUAGGACAAUAGUCAGCUGAUAGCGCCUAAACAUGCUGACAACGCAGGUGGCGCAAGUGCCCUCCCAGGUGGGGCAAACUGGGGCCCUCUUCAAUCCUACAAACCCCCAAACCACUGACGAGGAGAAAUCGGUGUGCAUGUUGCCGAAAAAGCGGAAAUUCCCAUCGCCAGUGGGAGCCGCUGGCGAGUCGGGAGGUUUGGGUGUACCCCAAUCGGGAAUUGACCUUCUAGCAGCAGAUCAUGGCGGAUCACCGUCAGCGCUCCAUCCUCCCAUGGGUCUAGCAACGUCACCCCUGCCUUCGGCAUUAAGUGUGCCGGGAAUGGGAGGCAGCAGCGUGGGCCUUGAAAUGGAAGGACUGUCGGACGCUGCCGAGGUGAACCUGGCCGACUGGCGAGGGCACCGGGUUCUUGUCAAAAAAGACGAUUCAAGAAGAUACUUCCCUGCUACCAUCAAGGAAGUCACCAAUACGCCCUCCGAUCUCAUUGUACAGUUGGAUAGUGAGGAGCGGCGUGAUAUGGUCGUCUGCAACGUGUUCUCAGCGGCCGCGUGUCCUGUAUUAUCUGACCACUCGCCAUCACCCAUUCAUCUUGGUGCCAUCGGUACGCCGGUCUGUGUACGCCUGGCACCUGAUCAGCCUUUCUAUGUUGAGGGCGUGCUACAAGCGGUGCGAGCAAAGCCUACGCAAUAUGCUGUACGGGUCGACACAGACCUCAUCCAAAUUUACGGCCAGGGCUUACAGCCAGGGAGUGUGACUACGACGGACGAGGGUGGCGGAUGCUUCUGCAUCGUGUGGGUUUCACGAGCCGUCCUACGACUUCGGCAGCCCCCCUGGUGGGAGGAUAGCGCCGCGCCCGCGCCCGUUUCAGUGAUCAUUUCGCCGACGCCGAAAACACCUGACCCGCUUACCCCAUGCACCCCGCGGACGCCGUUGACGCCGCAGGCGAUGCACCAGCUAGUUGGUGGCGGGGGCAGAUCGACCCCCCGUUCGGGUUCACACAGUCCGGCCGGACUACUCGAUGAUAGCACACCGCCCGUUCGAUCGCCGAAAGUAGCAAUGCUUCAGCAUCAACCCCAUGGUGGGGGGGGGCCAGUGAUACCUCCGUGGUUCCAAACAAGCCAGACGUUGUGUAUGGGCACCCAAUCUCCACCGCCAAGUGCUCGAAGUGGUCAUACUUCAUCCGACGGGGGUUCACCAAUGAACACUACCCCAGGGGCAAUAGCAGGUUCGGGAGAGAGUGACGACAUGGUGGCCGUAGAUCUCAGUAAACCGACAACGACGGCCAACAGCAGCAUCCCAUCAGGAGGCGCCGGCUCUGCACUCAUAUCUGUGCCCAGUCCUUUGUUAACACCCGGCGGGAUGACCCCGAGCUCAGGGGUCGCCGGUCCUCCUGGACCCCUUGCGGGUUCCUCGCCAAAUCAUAAUAACAACAACAGUCUCCUGUAUAAACUGCCGCCUCAAGGCAGUCUUCUUCAGCAGCCGCCGCCGCCGCCACCGUCAGCGGCAUCCUUCCCAAUGGCCGCGCAGAGCCUUCUUCCGUCUACGCAGCCAGAGGAACACAAGUUCAAGAAGGGCGAUAUUGUGUCUACUCCAAACGGCAUCCGUAAGAAGUUUAACGGAAAGCAAUGGAGGCGCUUGUGCAGCCGCGACGGCUGUACAAAAGAAUCUCAACGUAGAGGAUACUGCUCAAGGCAUCUCUCACUCAAGGGUAAAACUGGCGAAUCGCAUCAAUCAUUUAGCGGAGAUAGCGGGGGACUUAACGAUGACCAGGGUGACACUGGGUCCAUGUUCGAUGCUCAUGGAGUGAGGCCACAACAUCAUUCUUCAAGUUCAACUGGUGGAAGUCCAUAUCAGCUGGUCGCGUCAGUUAGCUCGAAUCCUAAUGAAACCAACAACAACAACAACAAUCACAUUCCCGUCUACCCGUGGACGGCUCUCGUGCCCUUCCUUGCGGGAACAGGUGGUUCCGGUAUGAACCUGGCACGGAAUUAUUCGGCUACUUACGAUACUCAGAUGGAAGAAGGAAGCGAAAUUGACCAAGAGGAUUUGGACGAGGUAUUCGUUAGUGACGCACCGUCCACCGCCGAAGACACAAAGGCCGGCAAUCCACCUACGAUAGCUCUGGCGGCCCCGCCAAGUGGAGCUCGAAAGAAAAGUGGCAGCACUUCAUCAAAGGACGGCCGUGAGUCGUCCAGUGGCCCUGGCGCCGGCGGUGGACCAGGUGUCGGCGGCAGUCAUAUCCGACGACCAAUGAAUGCAUUUAUGAUCUUCAGCAAGCGACAUCGUGCGCUCGUGCAUCAGCGACACCCAAACCAGGACAAUCGUACGGUGUCGAAAAUCCUCGGCGAAUGGUGGUACGCACUGCGGCCACUAGAGAAGCAGCAGUACCACGAAAUGGCUUUCAAAGUUAAGGAAGAACACUUCAAAAAACAUCCCGAAUGGAAGUGGUGCAGCAGAGAACGAAAGCGCAGCGAGAACGCGGCUGGCGUCGGUGGAAUUGGACGUCAGGAUGGCGAAGAAGCGAGUGACGGCGAGGAAAACGCGGGCGGAAGUGUACCCACCACGUUGCAAAGUGGCGGCGUCAGCGGCGGCGUCGGGGUCUCAUCAACAGCGUCGUGCGGCAACCUUCUCAACGUACACGGAGCCUCCCAUACGAUCACGUCGCCAUCAACGUCUAUCUCCAGUCCGUUGCCAUUGUCUCCACUGACCUAUCGGGAGCCACCGCAAUCGGCACCGCCGUUCGAAGUAUCACUCAUGGAGGAACGAGUUCAGGCACUCUCUGUCCGGACGCCUCUUUCGCCCUCCGUCGCGAGCAUGGGACCACGGACGGCUUCCGGAACAGUAGCCGGACUCGAACCUCCCUCAGUGAUUGUCACGACACCAUUCGUACUCGCACCAACGCCAGCCCAACUGGGUUUGGCGCCUGGCCAAAAGAAGCAGAUGACUCACCAUCCCGGACAGCAUCACGCUGGGACGCUCCAAGGCCACCAGACGGCUGCUACUGCUCAUCAAGGUCACGUCGGCAUAGGUCAAACGACGCCGUUGCCGGGCACCAGGAACGAUGGCACACCAUCCGCUUUCCAGAUGCCGCCCAAAAAGCAUGACUUGGUGGCUCCUCUGAGCGCCCCAGUAUUGGUGAACGGGAAUUCCCAUGGACACUCAACGUCAGCCACAACCGGUUCUACGCAUUUACAGACCCAGAGUGCAGGACCACCAAAUAUUGGAGCAGGAGCUAAUGGAGUUAGUCAGGGCAGCGAACCUAGCACAAGCGGGUGUUCCAGUGCAACCCAGACACCUAAACUAGAGGGGAAUACAUUCUUCGGGCCAUCUUUCAGUGUGCAGGAGGCUGCCGCAGCAGCGUCGAGCGGUUCUGCAGGAGACGCGUGCGAUACUAGCGGAGGCGAUUCACCCGGAAUUACACCGAUGACCCCGAAAACACCAGAGAAUCCUUCAUCGUUACGCAGAGUUCUCGAACAGCGUAGACAACUUGUCAUGCAGCUCUUCGCCGAGGAAGGAUGGUUCCCAUCAGCUCAAGCGACUGCCGCUUUCCAGCAAAAACACAAAGAUGUUUUCCCAAAUAAGCAGACACUGCAAUUAAAAAUCCGCGAAGUUCGACAAAAGCAAAUGGCAAGCUCGCCUCAUCCGUCACAACAGCCACAACAGCCCUCCGGGGGUGGUGGAGCAGGCUCCACUGUAAAUUCUACCGGGGGAUCAACUUCGACGCGGAGCGUGUCGAGUUCUAGCAGCGGAAGCAGUAACAGUUCGAACUGUUUACAACAGCAACAGGCUGCACUUUUAACAUCUGGGGCACCUGCAGGCAUCGGGCCUGGAGACAUCGGACAACACGCGUCUGUGACCAGCUCUUGUCCUGGACAACAACAACAACCUCCUGUCGUAAGCAUUGACGGGCAUGAUUAGAAGAGAAAGGAAAAUGAAAACGAUUGACGUUUCUUCUCUAUUGAUACAGUUCAUCAAAAUAUGGCCGUCUCUAGCAUGCAAAACACAUGUUCAUACUCCAAGAGCAAGCCGCUUGCAGAAGAAAUCACCUCGCAGAGAACACUAUUCGUGCGUAGCUGAAAAGAUAGCUAUCGUCUUCUUCAUAGAUCUUGUCCGUUAGUGCCACUCGUGUAGGCUUUUUUGCGAAACGGAAUGAUUUAAAAGAUCGAGAGCUGCUCGAAACAGGCCCCCUUCAUGUGAUGAUGAAGAUGCAGAUACAGUCAGUCAGACAAAGGUUAAAAGAAAGCACUUCGUUACGCUAAUGUCACCCCAUUCAGUAAGUUAAUAAAAAAAUCGAUAGGACAUAAUCGAGUGAAAGAUAACGACUCGAAUAGAAAAGCAGCAACAAUACUAGUAGGAAAAACGGUAGUUGUAAUAAAAUUGUUCGCAUAUUGUGGAGCUACCUGGUGAUGGGCACGAGAAAAAAAUGAGAAUCAAUAAACGUUGAUAUUUGCUAGAAGUGCUCGAAGUGAUCGGUGAUGAUCGUGAAAAAGGCAACAACAAUAUGGGACACAGGCCAACGAAGUCCUUGCAACGGACUGCAACCAGUGCUUCAAAAAACGCGGGGAAACGUACAGGGUGUUUUCUCCUCGUCUCUAAACGCUGGUCUGAAACAUCGUUAAAGUUGAUGAUACAUACAUUAAUGCGAUAUUGUGCAAUUAAAAAAUCAUAUGUGACCAGUACACUUAAACGUGAAAAGUGAAGGGGAACAUUAGACGAUGAAUAGUUCGCCAAUGUAAACAUGCACUCCAACGCAGAGCCGCUGUCGUGAUAAUAAAUAAUAUUGUUUUUGUUGUAGUAAAUUUCUAAUUACGCGCGAAUAUCGUCUGCGUGUUUGAGUACGGCAAUACACGAUCGCUGGAAUGUAGAAAAGCCAGUGAGCUGAAAAUACCCGCAAUUCAAGUGGUUGUUCUCCGACUAGCCAUUGAGAUGUUAUGAGCGAACGGCGGCUUAUGUUUCUAGCUGUUGUAUUUAGUAGACCUACCGGCGAAUUAAGGUUGGCAUUGCUAACUUGAUAGUAGUAUAAUAUCAAGGGAUCGUAUGUUCGUUGGAUGAUGGUUAGUCAGUUAGUAGAUGCGACUGGGCCUGUGGGAGCACUGGUUAGCGUUGCACGGGCCUGCACCUAAACUAGGAUUGCUGUCGUCCUAUGGCCUUUAUAUACGGGCGACCGUGGAGGCUGUCGGCUGUCAAGAUGAUCUCUGUCAUCAUUGCCGGGCUUUGGCGCCAAUGGACAAACCUGAACGCUAUUAUAAGCGAACAUAGACAUAAAUACAGAUACAAACAAACAGACACAGACGAUUGUGUCAUUCCUUCUUUAGAGUGCCAGUUCAAUUAAUCAUGAUUUCUACUUCCAAACAACACUAUGAUGACAUCGAUUGUCAAUCAAGACCGAGUAACUCAUGAUAGACAACAAUGAUUAACUAGUUAUAGGUUAUUAUCUUCGGUGGCGAAGAGUGAAAAAUGAGCAGAAAACGACAAAGGUAUAAUGGAAGGGACAGAGAGAAAAACCAGCAAGUAUUAAGCGGGACCUGAAUUCAAACUAAAGAUUUAGACGAAAAAACCAAUUUCUGCUAGGAUCGUAAAGCUUUCCUAUAAUUGACUACGCCUUUUCACACAACGUAAUUAAAGCAAUUCAUGUAGUGAUAACUGACAGUAAAAUGGGGACAAGCAAGCCAUUAAUCUGUAAUUGUGAUUUCUGCUUGCUCGCCUAAUGACGUUGAUCGCAGCACCAGUCAGUUUGUAACUUCUAGAAAACGGCUGUAACCGUGCCAUAUGGCAUAUUCCGUAGAAAGCAUAGCCUGGCGAACAACUAAGUUCGCCUCAAAGUCUAAUGAUCUUGCAAAAAUGUUCAUCUUGUAAAAAAAAUUGUUGAAAGUGGAAAUUUAUUGAAGGCUGGCUAGUCGAGCCAAUUGAACUGGCGUGACAUAAAACAACCCAAAUAAGCUUAGCCUUCCCUUAGAUUCUCAAAGGAGCAUAAGACAAGCUAGUGUUGUAUGUGUGCGUACAUACUGAUACAAGUAUACAUGUAAAAAAAAUUUUUAUGACGACGAUGAAACUGUUCGACUUUUUGAGAACUCCAGUUCUCAGAUCGCUACGCUGGUCCACCCUGAGGACAAGCUAAACUUUAUCCAGUAGCUCUUCAUAUGUGGCACAGAGAAAUGACACACAUCAUACAGACAGAGAAACAGAAUACGACAAUACUGUCCAGGCGUCCGUUCCCAGCUAAAGAAUAGAAAUAGUACUUAGCUGUUAGCCGGAUUUAUAUCUCCUAUUUGCAACCGGCUGGCGGCCUUUCCAAGGGUACAAUGUCAUUUUUUGGUAACAAAAAAUAACAAGAUUAUUAUCUAUAUAGUUGAUAUUGAUAUUGUAAUGAACCAACCAACAAUUAUGACAGUGGAUAUAUAUAUAAACAAAAUAUCGGUAUCUUAGGGAAGCCAAGUUUAUGUUGUGUAAUGGAUGUUACUAGAGCUAGUGGACAUAUAUACACUAUACAAUAUAUUUGUCAUUAGAUGCCUGCCGUUGAAAAUAUUGUGGUGAGUCGUAUAACAGAUGGGGUGAACAUAUAUAUAUAUAUGUAUAUAUAUAUAUAUAUAUAUAUAUAAAAGGGAGGAAAACAUGGCAAUUACUGCUCUUGUUGUUGUUGUAUAGUAGAAAAAUGCAUACACAGAUGAGCUGAGGGAGAACGAUGGCCACAUAAAAAUAUAUAUCAAGCACCGUUGAAGGCGGUGUUCAUCAGUGGAGAGAUUUGUAGCACACAUCUUCUACACUUGGCUGUGUGGAUUAAUUCGACACAAAGAAUCUGACUGAAAAAAAUAUCCUAUCAUAGCCCUUAUUGAGCUAAAUGUAGGCAAGAGAACGUGGACAGCAAGCAAUAGCCAUAGGAGAGACCAUCACGGUCACAAUUUGUUUAUGUAGAUGCUCUGCAUUUUGUGACACGGGAGCUUUAUUGAAAGAAGCACGAUUCUUGUAGUCUCGUGGGCGAGAAUAUUGUUGUCGAGCUCGAUGAAAUGAAUGAAGAUGCAUCUCUCAAGUUAGGCUGCUAUUGUAGCCGCUGUAGCAGCAGUUAGCGAUUAUAUCUUAUGCCAUACAUUGGUGGCCUCAGCUGGAUGUGGCUAGAAACAAUUCCUUGUCGGAUAAAUAGGCCUUUUUCAAAGCCUGUGUUUCGAAACACAGCGAUAGCCUUUGUACGAGGAGGUCUAUAGAUCACAGCGUACAC